AUGAAAUUAGGAUAUAAUGAAAUAAUGAUAACAUCAAUGUAUUUUAAUAAUAUUAAAGAUUUUAUUAAUUUAGAAAUAGGAAUUAAAAGAUUUCAAGGAAAUAUUGAACGAUUUCAUUUUAAUCCAAUUCCAUUAAAUCAAUAUUCAAGAAAAUUGUUUCCUAAUAUUGAAACAUUUCAUAUUUAUAAUGAAGAUGAUGAAAUAUUUAAAGAUGGAAUAAUAUUUAAACAUGUAAUAUGGUAUCCAGUAAGUUAUUCAACAUAUUUAAAAGAGAAAGAACAAGGAAAUAUCUAUAAAAAUAUAAAAUAUACAGAAGAAGAUAGAGAUAAAUAUGGGAAUACAAUACCAUCAGAAGUUAAAUUACUUGGAUAUCAGUGUUUUAAAUAUUGUUAUGGAUUAACAACAAUUAAUAUACCAUCAUCAAUUAUUGAAAUAGGAUAUAAAUGUUUUAAAGAAUGUUAUUCAUUAACAUCAAUUAAUAUACCAUCAUCAAUUAGUAAAUUAGGAUAUGAUUGUUUUUAUAGAUGUUCAUCAUUAACAUCAAUUAAUAUAGAUAAUAUACAAUUUAUUAGUAAAGAAAGAAUAUUUAUGAAUGAACCAGUGUUAGUUAGUAUUAAAAUACCAAAAAAUCUACAAAUAAUCAAUAGAAAGAAUAUUGAAAAGAAAGAUAUUAAUAAAUUUAUUAUUCCAUCAUCAAUUACUAAAUUAGAUGAUUGUUGUUUUUAUAAAUGUUCAUCACUAACAUCUAUCAAAAUACCAUCAUCAAUUAAUGAAUUAGGAAAUUGUUGUUUUUAUGAAUGUUCAUCAUUAACAUCAAUUAAUAUACCAACAUCAAUUACUAAAAUAGGAGAUGAAUGUUUUUAUGGAUGUUCAUCAUUAAUAUCAAUUAAUAUACCAUCACCAAUUAAUGAAUUAAGAUAUCGUUGUUUUAAAGAAUGCUUAUCAUUAACAUCAAUUAAUAUACCAGCAUCAAUUACUAAAAUAGGAGAUUAUUGUUUU
Molecule: messenger RNA, 999 nt
Organism: Entamoeba dispar SAW760
Lineage: Eukaryota; Evosea; Mastigamoebida; Endamoebidae
Exons: 1
Source: RefSeq, a predicted model, not a curated record